Adineta steineri is the source of this 597-nucleotide messenger RNA. Lineage: Eukaryota; Metazoa; Rotifera; Eurotatoria; Adinetida; Adinetidae. The record is from the annotation of a GenBank genome assembly.
AUGGAAAUGACAAACAAUAAAACACAUUGUUUUACAUGCAAUAAAGAAAAAAUAACAUAUUCUUGUAAAGGAUGUUCAAAAGAAUUUUGUUCAGUUCAUUUAACAGAACAUCAACAAAACUUAAAUGAAGAAUUAGGUUAUAUCACCAAUGAAUAUAAUGAAUUAAAACAAAAAAUUAAUGAACAAAAACAAAAUCCACAAAAUUUUCCAUUAAUAAAACAAAUUAAUCAAUGGGAAAUAAAUUCAAUUCAACAAAUUCAACACAAAGCACUGGAGUACAGAGAAAUCAUCAUUAAAUACUCACAAACAUGUAUUAAUGAUAUUGAACUGAAAUUCAAUGAUUUAAAUGAACAAAUCAAACAAAUUCAUAGAGAAAAUGAAUUUAAUGAAAUUAAUUUAAAUCAUUUAAAAAAUCAAUUGAUGAAAAUUACACAAGAAUUAAAUAACCCAUCAAAUAUAUCUAUUCAACAGAAUUUUCUUCUUAUUCUUUUUUUCAUCAAAAUGUUUUAUUUUCAUCAUUUUCUAGAACCAAAAUUCAAUAAAUGGAAACAAAAUGGCAUCGCUGUAGCUGGUGGAAAUGAACAUGGACAAGAAUAA